GCGUUUGGUCCUUUCUUUUCCGGGAUGUCGCCAGCUCUCCACCUCCACGGCGCCUCCUAGACCCGCCCUGAGCGAAGGAAGACGCCGCCAGCCUCAGAAGCGCCUCCGAGGCCGCGGCGGGGGGCGGGAGCGUGCGCACUAAUUUUGGCGGAUGAUAAAAUAAGCAGGUGCAAGAUGGCGGGUGUUGGGGAUGCAAGGGAACGGGAAAGCACUUCUCCCUCACCUGUCCAGAUCCCGGAGAAUCAUGACGAGAUCAAAGACAGAGCGGCCCUGGAGGAAGAGUUGCAAAACAUACAGAAUAUCAUCCAUCUGACGAAGGAGUACAUCGACGACCUCAACUCUCGCUUUGCCGGUUUCCAGCACCCCCCAUCUUUAUAUCUCACGGAGUACACAGAGCUAACUGGAAAGUUGCACAGAUUUGAGGCCAAGGAGCAAGAAAUACUAGAGCAGUUGACACUUGCAACUGGGCAGACUGCGCAGACAAAUGGCUGUCACGAAGAUUUACCUGAGGGGCAGACGGCAGCCUCUGCUGAGGAGGUGGAGCCAGGCUAUCCGCCUGUGACACAAGCUUCCAGUAGUAAUGGUGUAUGUGAAGAAGUGGCACGUUCCACACCACAGUCUCCCCUUCGAUCGGUUGUACGGGCGCAUUUGCCCAACCAGCAACGUACUACAGUACAAGUGCAGCCGGGACGUACUUUAAAAGAAGCAUUAGCAAAGGCUCUUAACUUCCGUAAACUUUCUCACGAUGUCUGCAUUGUGUACAGAAAAAACAAUCCUAAGGUGCGCAUGUCUUGGGACUCAGACAUUGCAGCGUUAGAAGGAGAGGAAAUUGUUGUGGAGGUUCUAGAAAAGUUUCCUGUAACAACAUCCAUCUCCCACAAUUUUAAUAGAAGAACAUUCUUUUCUUUGGCAUUCUGUGAUAACUGUCGACGACUUCUAUUCCACGGGUUUGUAUGCCGUACAUGUGGCUAUCGCUUUCAUCAACGCUGCUCUGUUGGAGUUCCAACGCUGUGUCAGCAGGAUCAGCGUAUUACAAAUAAUAUCUACCAGCAUUUAUUAGCGUCGUAUCAAGAUAACCAAGCAGGAAUCCUGACCACAACAGUGUAUGGAGGUCCCCACGGAGCCCAGUCUUCGCUAUUAGGUCCCUAUGCCGGCCAUUAUCCCGGUGGCUAUGGCGGCCACUACAUGGACAAUUACAGGAAUCAAUAUCCUGGCCAAUAUUCCAGCGGUGGCAGCGAAGGGCAGGUCCCACCCCCCCUGCCCCGACCUGCCCCUGCCCCCCUGGCCCCGAGGGACCGGUCCUCCUCGGCUCCCAACGUGUGCAUCAAUCUGGUCAACCCUUCCAGCCAGUCAGAUGCCGGUGCCUCGUUGGCGGAGUUUGCACAAAGGAUCGGCAAGAAUUACAAUCCGACAAGUCCAGGUAGGUUGACACACUUUUGCAACAUGGCUGGAGCCAUUUCAGGGUUUUUUAUAUUUAUCAUAGAUCUUGAUAUGCGUAUAGGAAGUUGCAUUUAUACUGGGAAGUAUUUUGAUUAUUUGAACUUAUUAUUUUCAUAGUUUGAUGUAGAAAAGGCUAUAUUCGGUUUUAGAAGUAUUGAAAUAUUGAUAACUAAAGGGAAGUGGGUUGAUUUUUGCAUUUACUCUAAGUCUUUAGAAACAAGCAACACUGUUCUACUCUUGCUACCUGAACCCCUAAAUUAUCACACAAAUGCCUUUCUGCACAAAAGUAGAUGCUGAAGCGCAUUCUUUGCCACUGGUUUCGGUUUCACUUCCACCGACUUUUGAUUCUUUGAGAGGUAGGACGCAGAGAGACUCUUGGCCAUAG
Penaeus vannamei (Pacific white shrimp) is the source of this 1825-nucleotide messenger RNA. Lineage: Eukaryota; Metazoa; Arthropoda; Malacostraca; Decapoda; Penaeidae. The record is from RefSeq and is a predicted model, not a curated record.